Molecule: messenger RNA, 2043 nt
Organism: Adineta steineri
Lineage: Eukaryota; Metazoa; Rotifera; Eurotatoria; Adinetida; Adinetidae
Source: the annotation of a GenBank genome assembly
AUGGCUUCAUCAAGUUCCUUGAAUAAUGAUGAUGCAAGAAUACCAGUCGAUGAAACAUCACAUUUAAAUACACAGCCACAACAAAAUUUUCAAACAAUAAUUAGAAGUGGACCAAGACAUUCUAUCUCUUGGGGCUUUCCCGGUCGCUGGGGUACAGUAAUAAAAAUUGAUCUCGCUGAAUAUUCGAACGAGACAAUAACAUCAUCAAUACAAACAAAUGAUGCAAAUGCUGUUCCAGAUUCAACUUCUCCACCAAUUCCACUAAGGAGACGCGUUCACAAUUUAGCUCGACCUACACCUGAAACUGAUGAUAGCCACAAAUUAUUAGGUGAAUGGCGUGCAACAGCUAUUGCUGGUAACGAUAUUUCUUCAUCAUGUCUUUAUACUGCAGGAAUUUGUUCACAAAAAGCUGGUCAAUAUUCGUUUAUCUCUUUAUAUCUAGUAGCUUUAGUUCUUUAUUUAUAUCGUAACAUUUAUUCUGAAGUCGGUCUUGCUCUACCGUUAAAUGGUGGUGCAUAUAAUGUUUUACUUAAUUGUACAUCAAAAUUUAUUGCAUCAAUUGCAGCAUGUCUUACACUAGUCUCUUAUAUAGCUACAGCUGUUGUAUCUGCUAGUUCAGCUAUUGCCUAUGGACAAAAUUUAUGGUCUGGAUUGGAUCCUGCAUGGGCAGUUAUGGCUUUAUUAGGAUUUUUUUGUUUAUUAACUUUAUUUGGUUUAAAAGAAUCAGCUAAUGUUGCUUUAGUUAUAUUUAUUAUACAUAUUUGUACAAUGUCAUUACUUGUAAUAAUGUGUUUAUAUAAAAUAAUGCUAUCACAUGAUUCUAUCACAAUGUUUGUAAAAAAUUGGCAAACAGAAUCAUUACAAAAUGUUCCUAUAGAUAUUUAUUAUGGUUUUGGUUUGGCUUUAUUAGGUGUAAGUGGUUUCGAAACAUCAUCAAAUUAUAUUGAAGAACAAGGUGCUGGAGUUUUUCCAAAAACAUUAAGAAAUAUGUGGUAUGUGGUUUCAUUAUUUAAUCCAUUGUUUUCUUUAUUAUCAUUAUUUAUAAUGCCAAUGUCUGAAAUUCGUCAACAUCGUGAUGAUCUUCUAGCUGCUAUGGGUACUGUUACAAGUCAACCACCUUCAUCUACAUGGCUUAAUACAUUAAUUUCAGCUGAUGCAUUACUUGUUUUAUCCGGUGCUGUACUAACAUCUUAUGUUGGUAUAACUGGUUUAAUACGUCGUAUGAGUUAUGAUCGAUGUUUACCCAUGUUUUUAUCAUAUACAAAUCGUUGGCGACAUACAAAUCAUUUUAUUAUCAUUGGAUUUUUUGUUGUUACAAGUUUACUUCAUUAUAUUGUACGUGGUAAUUUAGAAAGUCUUGCCGGUGUUUAUUCAAUAUCAUUUUUAAGUGUUAUGUCUUUAUUUGCUAUUGGUAAUAUGAUAUUAAAAUAUAAACGUGGAACAUUACGACGAUCAAUUUAUGCAUCAUGGCCACAUGUUAUUAUAGGAUUUAUACUUGUACUUGUUGGUCUUAUUGCUGUAAUAAUACUUAAUUUACCUCAUAUAACUUAUUUUAUUUUAUAUUUUGGUAUAACAUUUUUAAUUGUAAUGUUAAUGUUUUCAAGAAAUCGUGUUUUAAAAUUAUUAAUUUAUUUUGGUGGACCACAAAAAUGGUUAGAUAUGCUUAAUAAACAUUAUAAAAAGAUUGAAGAUCGUCCAAUGUUAUUCUUUACACGAACUGAUGAUCCAUCUGUAAUAAAUAAAGCGAUAUUAUAUGUACGCGAAAAUGAAUUAACGAAUUUUUUAAAAAUAUGUCAUAUAUAUGAACAUGAAAUUGAUAUUCCACCUAUGUUAGAAACAAAUGUUAAAUUUUUAGAUAAACAAUAUCCAAAAUUGUGUCUUGAUUUAGUACUUGUCAAAGGUCGAUUUGAUCCACCAACAGUAAAAAAACUUAGUGAACAACUUGAUAUUCCAAGAAAUUUUAUGUUUAUAACAUGUCCUGCUGGUAAUUUUUCACAUCAUCUUGCAGAAAUGGGUGGUAUUAGACUUAUAACGCAUUCCUAA